AGGAUACGUGUAGGGGCCGGGUUUGGCCCUUGUGAACUCUGACCCGAGUGCAUGGAUUUCUUUUUCCGGGACAACAUGGCGCCGUCCACGCCGCUCCUGACAGUCCGAGGAUCAGAAGGACUGUACAUGGUGAAUGGACCACCACAUUUUACAGAAAGCACAGUGUUUCCAAGGGAAUCUGGGAAAAAUUGCAAUGUCUAUACCUUUAGUAAGGACGGGACCGUGUUUGCCUGGGGCAACGGAGAAAAGUUAGUGUCCGUUUAUAUAACAUUUUAUGGACUGCUGCACUCCUUCGACCUCCCAAAGGCAGUUUGCCUUGAGUUCUCGCCAAAAAACACUGUCCUGGCAACGUGGCAGCCUUACACUACUUCUAAAGAUGGCACAGCUGGGACUCCCAACCUAAAACUUUAUGAUGUGAAAACUGGAACAUGUUUAAAGUCUUUCAUCCAGAAAAAAGUGCAAAAUUGGUGUCCAUCCUGGUCAGAUGAUGAAAUUAUUUGUGCCCGAAAUGUUAAUAAUGAAGUUCACUUCUUUGAAAACAACAAUUUCAAUACAAUUGCAAAUAAAUUGCAUUUGCAAAAAAUCAAUGAUUUUGUGUUAUCACCUGGGCCCCAACCAUACAAGGUGGCUGUCUAUGUUCCAGGAAGUAAGGGUGCACCUUCAUUUGUUAGAUUAUAUCAGUACCCCAACUUUGAUGGACCUCAUGCAGCUUUAGCCAAUAAAAGUUUCUUUAAGGCAGAUAAGGUUACAAUGCUAUGGAACAAAAAAGCUACUGCUGUGUUGGUAAUAGCUAGCACGGAAGUUGACAAGACAGGAGCUUCCUACUAUGGGGAACAAACGCUGCACUACAUUGCAACCAACGGAGAGAGUGCCGUAGUGCAAUUACCAAAAAACGGUCCCAUUUAUGAUGUAGUUUGGAGUUCUAGUUCUACUGAGUUCUGUGCUGUUUAUGGUUUUAUGCCUGCCAAAGCGACAAUUUUCAACUUGAAAUGUGACCCUGUGUUUGACUUUGGAACUGGUCCCCGUAAUGCAGCCUACUAUAGCCCUCAUGGACAUAUAUUAGUUCUAGCUGGAUUUGGAAAUCUGAGGGGACAAAUGGAAGUGUGGGAUGUUAAAAACUACAAAGUUAUUUCUAAACCAGUGGCCUCUGAUUCUACAUAUUUUGCUUGGUGCCCAGAUGGUGAGCAUAUUUUAACAGCCACGUGUGCUCCCAGGUUACGUGUUAAUAAUGGGUACAAAAUUUGGCAUUAUACCGGCUCUGUCUUACACAAGUAUGAUAUGCCAUCAAAUGCAGAAUUAUGGCAGGUUUCUUGGCAGCCAUUUUUAGAUGGAAUAUUUCCAAGAAAAGCAGUAACUUACCAAGCAGUUCCAAGUGAUGUACGCAGUGAAGAACCUAAAGCUGCAACAGCUUAUAGACCCCCAGCUUUGAGAAAUAAACCAGUCACCAAUUCCAAACUGCAUGAGGAGGAACCACCUCAGAAUAUGAAACCACAAUCAGGAAAUGAUAAACCGUUAUCAAAAACAGCCCUUAAAAAUCAAAGGAAGCAUGAGGCUAAGAAAGCUGCAAAGCAGGAAGCAAGAAGUGAGAAGAACUCAACAGAUUUGGCACCUACUCCUGCCCCACAGAGCUCAGCACAAAAUACUGUGUCUCAGUCAACUUCUGGAGACCCUGAGAGAGACAAAAAAAUCAAGAACCUAAAGAAGAAACUGAAAGCAAUCGAACAGCUGAAAGAACAAGCAGCAACUGGAAAACAGCUAGAAAAAAAUCAGAUGGAGAAAAUUCAGAAAGAGAAAGCCCUUCUCCAAGAGCUGGAAGAUUUGGAAUUGGGUGUUUAAAGAUUUGCAGAAAGCAAGUUGGUUACCAGAAAUCAGUGCAAACACAUCUUCUGUUAAGUUCAUUGGUAUAUAUGGAAUAUCCAUGUGCCCACAUUUAGUGCUCAUCUGUAAUUUUAACCACUUACCCAAGAUUCUGUGUAUGUAUAAAACUCAAUGAUGCCUAUUAAAUUGAUUUUUGUAUCCUGCAUCCUCUACCAUUUCAACAUAUGAUAUAAAAAAGAGACACAUGAAUUUUCUAGCAAAGCUUGAUCCAUUGAAAGACAUGUUUUUAGUAAAGGAUGGUAUAUACCAUAUAAAUGAAUAAAGACUUUUUAAAUUUAAUCGAUGUUGGUUUUGUUAUGAGUUCCUCACUUAAGAAACCCUUUAUGAAUUUACAAGGCAAGUUUGGGAAAACUGUCCUUUAAAUACACAAAAUGGCUUUUUUGAUCUUAAAAUAUAAUUAUAUUAUCAAAACUUUAAAGAAAUCCUUAAAAAUCAGGUUGUAGUAAAUAUAUUAAAUUGUUUAUAUUGUUUGUAUUAUUUGAAGUAAAGUUUGCUUAGUUCUAAAGUAAGUAUAGACUUAAAAAAUAGAAAUAGUAAAACAUUUUAUUUUGAUAUUUCAAAUAAUAAACCUAAUGAUCUAAGGAUGGGGUAAAUAUUUUCCAAACAUGAACUAUGAUUUUUUGGUUGUCUUUUCAUAUGAUGAAAAAAAGAUGUAAUGAUAAUCCAAGAUACUUGACUAUCAAAACUAAUUUAUAUUUAGUUUUGGAGUCUGUUACAAUUAAUUUGUUUUAUCAGGUUUACAUUUGAAAUUAUUUUUUAUUUCAUUUGCAUUGAUGAAAAUUUUCAUUUUCUAGAGCUAAUAUGUAAACCUAUAGGUAAAAGAAUCCAGAAACACCUUGAGAGAAAUAGACAAAUAGAUAACUGAGUUUACUGGCGCACCAAAGUUUCUAUUAAGAUUUGGUAAAGAUCUAAUGCAUUAAAAUUCGAGUGGUAUUUUAAAUAUUUUGCAUGUGGAGUGUAUGUGUGCAUGUAUACUCAUGUACAUAUAAUUAAUUGCUUUCAACAUUAACUGAUUUAUUUCUGAUAAUAGAAACUGACGCAAAUGAAUUACUUUCACAAUAUAUUACUUUAAAAAUCGUUUUUCUAAUAAAAUGUUAAAUAAUG
Messenger RNA from Hipposideros armiger (great roundleaf bat), 2982 nucleotides. RefSeq names its product eukaryotic translation initiation factor 2A (gene EIF2A). The record is from RefSeq and is a predicted model, not a curated record. The transcript is spliced from 14 exons. Lineage: Eukaryota; Metazoa; Chordata; Mammalia; Chiroptera; Hipposideridae. Gene Ontology annotation, cellular component: cytosolic small ribosomal subunit. Gene Ontology annotation, biological process: translational initiation. Gene Ontology annotation, molecular function: tRNA binding; ribosome binding; mRNA binding. Bases 52 to 1836 code for a protein of 594 amino acids.